AUGGCAUCCCACUCCUCAAUCUCACCCGAAGACCCCGUCUUCUCCUACUCCCAAUUCGCCUGCAUCGGCAGCGGCUUCUCUGCCAUCGCCCUCGGCGCCACCCUGCAGCGCUGGUACGGCAUCACCGACAUCCGCUUCUUCGAGAAGCAGUCCCAGCUCGGCGGCACCUGGCACAUCAACCAGUACCCGGGCUGCGCAUGCGACAUACCCUCAGCGCUCUACUCGCUCUCGUUCGAGUGUAAUCCCAACUGGACGCGCGUACUGCCCACCUACGCCGAGCUGUGGGAGUAUAUCAGCCGCGUGGCGCGCAAGUAUGACUUGGUCGACAAGAUGACGUUCGGCGCCGCGGUGGAGCGCUGCGUCUGGAUCGAGGAGAGGGGAAGGUGGAGGAUGUGGAUCAGGCAGAAACAGACGGGCCAGGUGAUUGUGCACGAGUGCCAGUUUUUAUAUGGUGCUGUUGGACUCUUUGAUCAGCCGCGGGAGUUGGAGAUCCCAGGGGCGGAAAGAUUCCAAGGACCCAUGUUUCACUCGGCGAGGUGGCGGCAUGAUGUCGAUCUGACGGGGAAAAGGGUGGUGGUGUUCGGCAACGGAUGCACGGGGUCGCAGAUCGUGCCGGCCAUCGUGGACAAAACAAAGAGCUUGACGCAGGUGGUGCGGUCCAAGCAUUGGGUGUAUCCGCCCAUUGACGAGAAGGUGCCGUUCUGGCUAAUGUUCACGUUGGCCAACGUCCCCGGCACGAUGCAGCUCCAACGAUUCCUAACGUUCAUCAAGAUGGAGGUGGAAUUCAUUGGAUUUGGGGACGGGAAAUUUGCCAAGGCGUUCCGGAAGAAGAGGCAGAGGAAGGUGGAAGCCUACAUGCGGGCGAUGGCACCGGAGAAGUAUCAUGACCUGUUGAUCCCGGACUUUGAGGUCGGCUGUAAGAGGAGGAUAUUCGACUCUGGGUACCUGAAGAGCCUGCACAACGAGCAUCUGAGGCUGACAGAUGAGGCGGUGGAGGAGAUUUUGCCGCAUGGACUGAAAAUGAAGAGCGGUGAGAUCAUCGAGGCCGAUGUCAUCGUCAUGGCCAAUGGCUUCAAGACAAACGAGUUCUUCCUCGACUGCGAGAUUGUCGGUCGUGGGGGAGAGACCAUCCAUCAACAUUGGAAGUCGUUUGGCGGCGCUGAGGCGUACAACUGUGAAAGUCUCAGCGGAUUUCCCAACUUUUUCCUGCUGGGAGGCCCAAACGUGGCAACAGGCCACACCUCGUUCCUCAUCGCCGUCGAAAACGCCAUCAACUACUCGCUGCGAAUCAUCGAGCCGCUUCUUAAAGGCAAGGGAAGCGUGGCCGAAGUGAAGCGCGAAUCAGAAGAGAAGUACGUCCAAACGUUGCACCACACCCUACAGGACACCGUUUUCUCCACCGGAUGCAGCAGCUGGUAUAAUCGUACCGUGGACGGCAAGAAACCGUGGAACGCUUCGGCCUACCCGUGGUCCCAAGCCCACCACUGGUACUCAUGGCCAAACGGGAAAGAACAAGAUCGUCAAACAAAGUCACACUCUGUCCCGAUUGUUGACUCUCACGGCCUUUACUCUGGGGAUGGUAUUUUGGUCAAAGAGAAAUCCUAA
Neurospora tetrasperma FGSC 2508 is the source of this 1605-nucleotide messenger RNA. RefSeq lists its product as uncharacterized. Gene Ontology annotation, molecular function: NADP binding; flavin adenine dinucleotide binding; N,N-dimethylaniline monooxygenase activity. The transcript is spliced from 3 exons. NCBI's taxonomy places the organism in Eukaryota, Fungi, Ascomycota, Sordariomycetes, Sordariales, Sordariaceae. The record is from RefSeq and is a predicted model, not a curated record. Bases 1 to 1605 code for a protein of 534 amino acids.